UUUCCCGAAGUGCACUCACCGCGUGGUGCCGACGUGCAAAUAUGUUGCUCGCUCUCUUGUUAACGCUUAUGGCCGGACCCAUGCUGUGUAAAUGCUCGCCCGAUGACACAGAUUCACAGACAGUGACGACGACAUUCGCAACGACUACUACGGCUUCUGCUGCGGACACAGAAGCCAGCUACGUGAACAAGCUCAAGGAAUGGAUCGGCAAGGCAAUGGAUCAAUCUUCUCCAGAGUUUACUCGCAAGCUUCUUAAAGCCGAGGUGUCGACUGACUGCAGCUUCGGCCUCCUUAAGCUUGUGCGAGCAAUCAGGAACCUCGAUCCUUGGGCGAUCAGGCUGUUCGAUGCAUCAGGCAAGUACCCUACGGGAGCUCUUCAGGCAACGCGGGCGGAUUUCGGAGCGUUCGACGAGUGUCUCGAGACUGUGCUGCUGGAUCGCGACGGGGACGUAGAAGCCCGCGGCCAGUACUGCAGCCUGCUCGUCUACGCUCGGAACAACAGUGACGCGGAGAAUUACAUCCUGCCGGCCAUCGAGCUGGCCCAUCCGAAAGUGAUAAAAUUUAAGAACUACUUCUACGACACCAGAUUCCCCACAUUUCGGUUGGCGGUGUGCACCAUGAACUUCUGCAAUGAACAAGAACUGCAGGAGUUGGCUAAAGCAAUUAUUCCUCCUGUGAUGGAUUUCCAGGUCAAGUACUGCUCGACCAAUGAAUACCACCGUCCAACUUUGACGGAGCAAGUCAUCCUCGCAUUCCUGGCCAUGAUCUUCUUUAUGGUUGCCUUGGGCACUGGAUUAGACAUUUACUCUGAAACUAAAGCACGCAAGUAUCACAAAAAUGCCCUGGUUCGGGUCGCACUUUGCUUCUCUCUGCUAAGCAACACGCGCUCCAUGCUGAACAUCAACAGGAAUAGGAACUCGGACGCCUACAGAUUCCAGUUCCUGCACGGACUCCGCUUCUUCAGCAUUGUAUGGAUCGUCAUUGGACACUGCUACGGAACGCCAUCGGAUGUCUGGUCUCGCCUGGUAAACAACAUAUCCCUCACUGACCGGUGGGACAUCACAAUUAUAUCGGCCGGAUUCAUCAGUGUCGACACAUUCUUCUUCCUCAGUGCUUUUCUGCUUACGUGCGUCGUUUCUAAGCAUGAACAUGUCGGCGUUGUCCUCUUCAUCGUGGCUGUGUUCAGGAGACUUGUCAGGACACUAGUGCCACUCUUCUUCAUGAUAAUGUGUAUGUAUCUGCUGCCACUCAUGGUGUCCGGGCCUGAGGCACCGGAGUUCUUCGAGAAGCUGAAUAAAGAAGUUUACGAGAACUGGUGGACGCUGUUGGCACAGGUCCGAAACUACUUCUACAGGGAUGACGAUGUGCCACUGCUUCCUCACCUGUGGUACUUGUCACUGGAUUUCCAGUUCUUCCUGGUUGCUCUACCCAUCCUCGUAAUCUGCAAAAAGAGGCCACAACUUGCCAUCACGUUGUUUGCGCUGCUGUCGCUGGUGGGCUGUUUGAUUGCCACGUGGCAAGCAGCCAGCAGCAAUAGGACACCUUUCAUGGUGGUGAUUGUCGAGUCCAUUCAGGUGUUCUUGGAAACGACCUACCGAUAUUACUUCUACCCUUUCUACCACGCCAUUUGCUACUUCAUGGGCUGCAUCGCCUUCCUCUCCUUAAGUUGGUUCAAGAGCAAGAAAAUGUCUCAUCUAUUUGCGAUACAGCUUGCCUGUGUUGACAAAUACCUGCAGAACCAGCAUUCACACUCUCGAAAGCAUCCAGGCUAUGGCUCGGCGAGUGUGUCUGGGGCUACCACGAUGUUCAUCAACAGCCGAGACAAUCGCGAUCGCAAGUGA
This is a messenger RNA of Rhipicephalus microplus (southern cattle tick), 1841 nucleotides long. Its product is annotated as nose resistant to fluoxetine protein 6. Gene Ontology annotation, molecular function: acyltransferase activity, transferring groups other than amino-acyl groups. NCBI's taxonomy places the organism in Eukaryota, Metazoa, Arthropoda, Arachnida, Ixodida, Ixodidae. The record is from RefSeq and is a predicted model, not a curated record.